AUGACGAGAAACGCGAGCGAGAAUGGGAGCGACGAUGUGAACGAAAAUAAGACGAACAGUUUAAAAAGAAAACAAAACGUAAACUCCACUCCGUCCGAUUUUGACAUGUUCGCGUUGGUGUACAACUUCCUCCAAUCGAACGGGUAUAAAGACGCGGCGGAGAAGAUGACGAAAGAGAUGAAACGAAGACUGAAGACACCAAAAUCAUUUUCAGAAAAGGAGGAGGAAAAAGAGGAGAAUAAUACGAAGUUAAAGAAGAAGAAGAAGAAGAAACUGAUGAUGGUGCAGAUGUUGAACGCGUUGGGGACCAAAAAUGGAAGUCAAGACGAAGACAAAGAAGCUCUCCUGCCGAGAGUGAAACCGCUGCGCGAAAUCAUGGGAGAGUUUUUAUCCAUGAAAGCGAAAGAGCUGAGAAGAAAGAAAAGCACGAACGAACCGAUGAAGAUGAUCUUUCGACAGUGCGAGGAAGCGUUCGGGAACAUCGCGAUGGAGGAGGAGGAAAAGGAGACAACGGCGGGUUUGCGUAACGACGACGACGGGAGGGAAGGCGUGGUUGGCAUAAUAGCGGCGAGGGGAGAGGACGAAGAUGGUACAGCAGCAGAAGUGUUAGCAGUAGCAGAAGCAGAAGCAACAACAGGAGCAGCAGCAGCGCGGCCGCGACAGCAACGAGUUGAGGUGGAACAAAAUAUUGCCGCGGCGACGAAUACAACAAAUCAUCAGGAGAGAAGAAACAAGAAGAAGCAAGCGGCGCCGCAACGCAAGCACAAGCAAACGAUAUACAAGCAGUCUUUAGACGAUGCGAACGUUCGAGAAAAGAUUGCAGACGUCAUCGUGCGCACGUUGCACAAGAAGACGGGCAGAACGCCAAAUCCUACGCCAACUAUGAAUUCAGCGAAAAGUAAUAAAAACAUCGAACGAGAAGAGCUCGCGUUUUCAGACGUGGAAGAAGACGAAGAAGAAGACGAGUUUGGCCACCACGUCACGGAGUUAGAACUCGAUAAAAUCGCCGAUCUCAUGGAAAAGCCAGAAGAUACGAUGGAAACAGCGAAUGCCAUCUUAGGGUCGCUCAUGGAAUCGACUGAUAACGAUUUAGGGAGAUUUUUAGAAGAUCUCGUCGCGCAAACCGAACACGGAAAUACGAAGGAGAUUAACAAGCUUCCGACGCCGAAAAAACGUUUGUUGUUAAAAGAAGAUUGCAAAGCGGCAAAUUUGAUAGAGACAAACAACGGACAGAAAACUCCGUAG
Molecule: messenger RNA, 1245 nt
Organism: Bathycoccus prasinos
Lineage: Eukaryota; Viridiplantae; Chlorophyta; Mamiellophyceae; Mamiellales; Bathycoccaceae
Exons: 1
Coding region: 1-1245 (414 amino acids)
Molecular function (GO): protein binding
Source: RefSeq, a predicted model, not a curated record